Messenger RNA from Ooceraea biroi (clonal raider ant), 3027 nucleotides. RefSeq names its product transmembrane protein 115. The record is from RefSeq and is a predicted model, not a curated record. Gene Ontology annotation, cellular component: membrane; Golgi apparatus. Gene Ontology annotation, biological process: retrograde vesicle-mediated transport, Golgi to endoplasmic reticulum. Lineage: Eukaryota; Metazoa; Arthropoda; Insecta; Hymenoptera; Formicidae.
CGAGUGGCGGAGCAGCAGCUCUCUCUCUCCCUCUUCGGAGCGCGAAGGACGAUAGGUUAGGUUUGCUCGCGGCGAUGGCGGCGUUAAAGGGCCUGGGUAGGAAUAUCCCCUACUUGAGGCAACAGGCGGCGGCCUUGCUGGGCAACACCAGCACCAGUGUCAAAUUCAUCUGCGUGGUGGUAUUGUUCUCGUAUUGUUUGUCCUUCUCCGAGGAGGCGGUGCGCAUCUUGAGCGUGACGCCAGGUUACCUGCUGCCGCCGGUCUUCUGGUUCUGGACGGCCUUUACCUUCUGCUUCCUGGAGAUACAUUUCUGGGAAGUAUGCGUGGACAUCGUGACCGUCGGUCUGUGCGGAAAGUUGAUCGAGCCGUUAUGGGGCGCCUUCGAGAUGAUGACGUUUUUCGCCAUCGUCAAUUUCGGAGUCGCCGUCCUCUCCGCACUCUUCUACCUGUUCCUCUACAUGUGCACGAACAACCCAGACCUGCUCUUCAGCAUACAUAUACAUGGCUUGGCUGGCUACAUUGCAGGAGUCGCAGUGGCAGUGAAGCAGAUAAUGCCAGACCACAUCUUAAUCAAGACACCAAUUGGAAAGAUCACAAACAGAAAUAUACCCUUGAUGGUCUGGAUUGUGGGAUUGAUAUUAUGGCUCGUCGGAUUGUUAGAGGGUACUCAUCCGACUAUGUUUCUCAGCGGACUGUUGAUAUCGUGGAUAUAUCUGAGAUUUUAUCAAAAGCAUAACAAUGGCAGUCGAGGCGAUAUGGCAGAUAAUUUUACAUUUGCAAGCUUUUUUCCAAAUGUCUUGCAACCACCGAUAGCAGUAGUCAGUAAUACCAUACACGGAUUUUUCGUGCGUAUUGGACUUUGCCGAAAGGUAGUCAGAAGGUUUGACAUGUCCAACACGCCACCUGGUUUGGUUAUUAAUCUUCCCGGCAUCGAUCCUCACGAUAGCGAACGACGCAGGCAAAUAGCAUUAAAAGCGCUGAGCGAGAGAUUAAACAGAGAUCACGCGAAACCUUGGCAACCGGACAGGGCUAAGAAACACUCUCCGGUUCCUCCUGCGGUUUCCAUACCGAUACCCGAAUCCGCUACGCCGAAACCACUUGCGUCUCCGCUUAUUCCGCAAGUCAAUGUCAAUAUACACAAUCAUCCCAGUAAUAGUAAUACGUGAUUAUGCGAGACUGACUGAUUUCAAUAGGUUUAUAAAUUAUGUUGGGAUGCUUCUAAAAAAGUAAAUAUAAGUUUAAGAUGGAUUUGUAAUAUGGCUAUACUCAAUAAUGGGUCUAAAUCUUAUUUUUUUUAAAUCGUGUAUCUAUGAAUGAAACGCGUUUACUGCUGAUUUAUUAUGCUGAAAUUUUAAGUAUUUGUGUACACAGUUAAAACUAUUGUCAUUAUAAAAUACUGCUAACCGCUCUUAAGCAAAUGCUGAGUGCACGUUCCAUUAUUUCUGCGGAACUUUGUCUUAAUUUCCCAUUGGUCAAGAAUAAUCAAAGGUAAAUGAAGAAAUUUUUUAGAAAGAUACUAAAUAUACUGCCAUUUUAAAGAAAUCAAAUUAAAAAAUAUAAAUGAUUAUUUUGUUUCGCUUCGACAUUCUGUUUUUGAUAACAUGAUAAUAUUCUUUUGUCGUGUGUGUGUGUGUAUGUAUGCAUAUGUAGAGAAUUAUCGGAUUUCAUACUCAACACUCCUUAUUGAUUAUUAUGCCAUAUUAGUGACGGUUAAUUAAAAAAUAUAAUCUCAGAUUUUUUAAAAUAUAAGAUCAAUCUUUGCAUCUCUAGUGAGAUGUUAUUUUCCAAGAAACGAAAGGAUGUUCUUUGUUAGUAAAAAUUGUGAAAGACUAAUGAAUGAUGUAAAAAUUUUGACAUCUCCAUAAAGAAACGAUUUUAUGAGUUUAUAGUGUAAACUCUUUGACUUUUUAAAGUAUAUAUAUAUAUAUAUAUUAUUUCGUGAAAAAGUCCGAUGACGAUUUACUAACAUAAAAUAACUAGACGCUUUUAGUGCAAUACAGCGACGUAAUUCUGUUAAGAAAAUUAAGAACUGAAGAAAGUGCGAACGGAUUUAAUAUCUUACUUUAUAAUAAAUUUUGUACCGCUAAAAUGCAGUAGGAUAUCUUGCUGUUAACUUACGCGUGUAUCUUGCGAUCACCUAACUGUCAUGAAAAUAUCGAGAGUAUUACAUCCACAUCUCAAUCUAGGUAACAUAUUUUUUUAAUAAAACAAGAUCAUUAUAAUCAGCUUAGCUUACAGCGUUUAUUUACAGCUACAUUGUAAAUUCUACUUCUUUAUUACAAUUUCUAGCUAGUGACAUUAUCAAAAUGUAUAAAACUUUCAGCUUCAAUAGCAGAAUUUCAUUUUCUAUAGAGUUAUUUACUUUAUACAAAUGUAUAUUUAAUGUUAUAAAAUGUGCAUAACAACUUUUUCCUUCAUUCAUAGAUACAGUUAUGUCUAUAUAAGUGUGAAAGUGUGUGGGAAAAAUAAUUUUGGAUAAUAAUUAUUAUUAUAGUUAGAAUAAUGAAUAAUGGGGGAAUAUGAUGUAUAUAUAAAAUUUCACGAUUGCGAUUUGUAAAUAACGUAAAGAUCGAUGUAAAAGGGAACAAGAUAUUAAAAAGGGGCAGUGAUUACAUAUAAUGGUAUAUAUAAAUAUAUAACGAAUGAAAUUAAAAACUAUUUUUAUGUAUGACGCGAUAAUAUAUUGGAAGUAUGUAUAGAUGCAUUUUCAGAAAUUUUGGCCUUCCAUUCAUGCAACACCGUUGACGAAUCUUUUAAGUACUUUUGUUACGAGUAUUUAAUCAAUAUUUAUUAUUGCAUAUAUAUAUAUAUAUAUAUAUAUACGUGCUGAAAAGAAUGAAAGACCAAAAUUGAUUGAAUGAAUGGAGACGAAUACUUGUUGAAUUCACACAAAAGGCAUGUUUUAUGAAUCUAAUGUGUAUAACAAUAAUUAUUAUAUGUAUAUGUACAUGUUAUAUAUCAUUAGUUUUGUACAUAAGUUACACUCGCGUUACAAUCUGUACAAUAUUAAAUUCUACUGACAAAAUA